Molecule: messenger RNA, 943 nt
Organism: Babjeviella inositovora NRRL Y-12698
Lineage: Eukaryota; Fungi; Ascomycota; Pichiomycetes; Serinales
Gene: KTI12
Product: Kti12p
Exons: 1
Coding region: 105-848 (247 amino acids)
Source: RefSeq, a predicted model, not a curated record
UCACAGGGUUACCGAGUUCUGGGAAGUCGACAUGGGCGAGAAAGCUCGUGGCACAGUUGGAGACACGGAUUGCGUCGCUCACGCCAGGUGAGCCAGGUGCCAAUAUGAAGGUCACAUACCAUUCAGACGAGUCCCUUGGGAUCGUACACGAGUCGUACCGCGAGUCACGCACGGAGAAGUCGCUCCGUGGAGUGCAGAUGUCUGCUGUCAAGCGUGAUCUCGCACGCAACAAUAUCGUGGUGCUUGACUCUCCGGCGUACAUCAAGGGCUUCCGCUACCAGUUGCACUGCGAGGCAAAGGCGCUCGCCACGAGCUACUGCCUCGUGCACGUUAUGGCGCCAGUGGCAAUGUGUCUCACGUGGAAUGCAGCCUGCGAGUCACCGUGGGAUCCGCAGCUCUUGACGCAGAUGGCCAUGCGGUACGAAGAGCCGAAUGAACAAAAUCGCUGGGACUCACCGCUAUUCGCGCUUGCGUACGACGAGUCCGAGUUACCGUUUGCCGACUUGUGGAGCACCAUCGUCUUGAAGAAGGGCCCCACGCCCAAUGCCGCCACCGUCCUUAAGCCCGCCUCCGGGACGAACUUCUUGCAGGAGUUGGACAAGGAGACACAGGCGGUAAUCCAGAAGAUUGUCGCCCACCAACAGCUCCAGGCGACUGGCGGGAACGUAAUGGUUGCCGCUGGUGUGUCUGUAGAGCUUCCGCCAAGACCCGUGUCGAUUGCGCAGCUCCAGCGCAUCCGCAGGACGUAUGUUACGUUGAAUCGUAUGCGUACCGUGGAUGUCGAGCGAAUCAGCCCGCUAUUCGUGGACUAUCUCAACCGGAGUUUGAACAAUGAGGAGUCUAUUUAAAAUAGGCAAGAAUAUGCCUAGCAGGUUCAGAAUAACUUAUUUAGGAGCGUUAUCGGGAAUAUAUAUAUAGAUAAACGAGUAGGUUUGAUAAUGUG